CAUUUUUCAUUGCCCACCUCAACCCCACCGCGAAACUCGCGAAUUCCGCCCGCUGCCUCACGACAAAUCCAUCUGCUCCUCCGCAGCACCUCGAGUACGCGCUCCUCUUCGCCGGCCGCAUUUCGAAUCGCGAUAAGGAACCCAACCGUGGGAUUUACCAUCAUGGCCGACUCUGCGACCGACGGCGGCAUCGCCGAAAAAUACAGUCUCCUCCCAAAACUCAUGCCACAUCUCGAUCGCCAGCUCAUCUACCCUCUCCUCAAUUUCCCUGAUGACGAGAAUGUCGAGAAGCCUUUGUCGCAGAAGAAGCUUCUCCUCGAGCUCCUCAAGCCAACCAACAUGACGGAUUUCGUGGGCGAGCUCCACCGUGAAGUGCACGGCUUGAGCGAGGUACCGGACGAGUACAGGCAGAAGCGGGAGCAGGUCUUCAAGAGGAGGGAUCAGUUGGAGGAGGAGACAGCGAAGAUCUCAGGUCUUUUGGAUGACGAAAACGUGGUCACAAACCUCAGGAGUGACAAGGUGCAGAACUUGCAGUACCUGAAGGAGAACCACGGCGUCACUGUGGAGAUGGUGAACCAGCUCUAUGAGCUUGGUCAGUUCAAAUACAGCUAUGGUGAUUACGGCCAUGCCUCAGAGCUUUUGUACCGAUUCCGAGUUUUGUCAACCGAUAACGACAAGACCCACGAGGCAACCUGGGGAAAGCUCGCUUGCGAAAUCCUCUCCGCAAACUGGGAAGAUGCCAUUGAGGAGAUCAACAAGAUCAAGGAGUCCAUCGACACCCGCCUCUUCAACAAUCCUCUCGCCCAACUCCAGCACCGCACUUGGUUGAUCCACUGGUCGCUCUUCCCUCUCUUCAACUACGAACAGGCCCGUGAGACCCUCACCGAGCUUUUCUUCUCCGCCCCAUACAUCAACACUAUCCAGACAAACUGCCCAUGGAUCCUCCGCUACCUCGCCGCCGCUGUCAUCACCGGACGAAACCGCGGAUCUGCCGGUCGCAACACCAGCAGCUACCAGAAGCAAGUCAAGGAUCUUGUUCGUAUCGUCAGACAAGAAGGUUACGAAUACAGCGAUCCCGUGACGGACUUCAUCAAGGCGUUGUACAUCGACUUCGAUUUUGAGGAGGCGCAAAAGAAGCUCAGCGAGACGGAGGAAAUCCUCAGAAAUGACUUCUUCUUGCUCCACUCUGCAGACGCAUUCAUUGAUUCCGCAAGACAUUUGAUCUCCGAGUCUUACUGCAAGAUUCAUCAAAGGAUCGACAUCAAGGACCUCUCUACCCGUCUCGGCCUCUCCCAAGAUGAGGGUGAGAAAUGGAUUGUUAACCUCAUCCGUGACACCCGCGUCGACGCAAAGAUUGACUACCAGGCCGGUACGGUAGUCAUGAACCACCCCCCGCAAUCCGUCUACCAGCAAGUUAUUGAGCGAACGAAGGGUGGCUUCUUCAGGACACAAGUCCUUAGUGCUGCCGUGGCGAAAUGAGUUUAUGACUAGAGUAUUUGGGAGAGUUUCUACUACGCGGUUUAUGCUGCUUCUGGGGAUGAUGUUUGGUCUAGGAGCAAGGAUUCGGUGGAAAUACUUCGAGGAAGUUGAAAAAGGUUUAUGCGGCUAAGGGAUCCCCGGAGAAAAAGAAGGCAUAGUGCAUAUCCAGGCGUCUAAUUACGACUCUCCGAUUUUUCCAGCUCAGAUUUAUAGGCCGGGGGCUCGUGUGGCUUCCUUGGGUGAUGAUGCUGUAUUCAUAGACGCAAAAAUAAGGGCGCCUCUUACAGGAUAGAGUCAGAUGUAGUGGAAGAAUAUUAAGCACAUUUCAAAUCCAAUGAAGGCGCGUUUUGACCUGUCAGCGGUUUCUGGUU
Molecule: messenger RNA, 1850 nt
Organism: Aaosphaeria arxii CBS 175.79
Lineage: Eukaryota; Fungi; Ascomycota; Dothideomycetes; Pleosporales
Product: eukaryotic translation initiation factor 3, subunit 6
Exons: 3
Coding region: 163-1479 (438 amino acids)
Biological process (GO): translational initiation
Cellular component (GO): nucleus; cytoplasm; eukaryotic translation initiation factor 3 complex
Molecular function (GO): translation initiation factor activity
Source: RefSeq, a predicted model, not a curated record